Molecule: messenger RNA, 2541 nt
Organism: Scomber scombrus (Atlantic mackerel)
Lineage: Eukaryota; Metazoa; Chordata; Actinopteri; Scombriformes; Scombridae
Exons: 18
Coding region: 1-2541 (846 amino acids)
Source: RefSeq, a predicted model, not a curated record
AUGCUCAUCUUCAUCCUGCUGCUCUCCCUGGCUGCAGUCAGCCAUGUUUCAGGAGGAGUUCCAUUUACAACCAGCACUAACAUAGACAUCAAAUCGUGUCCCUUUGUCUUCCUUGGAAAAGUUUACCAGAACUUGUAUGUCGACACUGCCGACAACAAAGUCUCAGUUUGUUUCAAAGGCCCACGCAGCACAAGUAACAACGACUGUGUUCUGGUGGAUAAAAGUGGAGGAAUCAACAAGGGUGACUGGAUCACUAGAACCAGACUGUAUGAACCAGGAUCAGAUGCUCAUAAGGAUCUGCCACAGCUCACAGGGACAGCAACAUGCUACACAUUCAUUAAACUCUUCAAGGACGAUUCUGAAUAUCUUCGGUUUGCCUUUUACAAAUUUGGUGACCAAGGAGUUGUUCGUAAUACUAUGUAUUCACCCUAUCCAUUCACUGCUUUGGACGUUGAUGUUCAGGUCGAUGGUAAGAAAGUGGAUACGUGGAAGACUCAGGUUAGAGGCAGUAGUGUCUACAAGGAUGCGAGCGCCUGCACACACGCAGGGAUCCUCUGGGAUCCUCUGGGAUCCUCUGGGAUCCUCGGGGAUCCUCGGGGAUCCUCUGGGAUCCUCGGGGAUCCUCUGGGAUCCUCGGGGAUCCUCUGGGAUCCUCGGGGAUCCUCGGGGAUCCUCUGGGAUCCUCGGGGGCCCUCGGAGAUCCUCGGGGGUGCUCUUCUUCUACCAAAUAAGGGAUUAUGUGAGUCAGGCUCCUCUGUAACGUGCAGCGCCUCAGCAGAGCUCAAAUCAAGUCCUUGUGGCUCCGGGGAGAAAUGCGAGGGCGAGGGCCAGUGUGUGAAAGAUGCCGUGUGCACGGUGACCGGCUCCACUGUCAUCGAUGUCGACGGUAAUGCUGCCUCCGUCCCGGAUCGCUGUGCGUACACUCUGCUGUCAGAAUCAGGCAUCAAGCUGCAGGCCGUCUUCCAGGACCGCCGUCGUAAAGAUAUUAGUUUUUUGGAUCAUGUGAUCCUGCAUCUGGAUAAAGAUGUUAACAUUCACCUGGGACAAGGUGGGAGGGUUACGCUGAAGGACAAAGAGCUGAGCCUCAGCAGCACACCUGUGAAGCAUCACGAUGUGGAGCUCACUAAGGACCAAACUGGGGUCACCGCCAAGCUGUUGAAGUCCAAAUACGGCACCUCUGUCUUCUUUGAUGGCUACACCGCACAGAUCCACAUGAAAGUACCAAGUGGAACCACCAUACAGGGUCUAUGUGGCAAGUCCAGUCAGACUCUGAGUGGAGUGAAGGUCUCUGAGUUAAGCUCUGACAGCUGUGAUAAAGUGCACAAGGACGCUGUUGACAGUACGAUUGACUGCAAGGAAAUAACUAAACGCUGUGAACUCCUGAAGACGGCUCCCUUCGACUCCUGCCACAGCUCCAUCAAGCCUGAUCCCUACAUCAAAGCCUGCACCGACACUCUGUGCAAAUACCCGGCGGUGGACGGUCUCAAGUGCCAGUUCCUGGAGGCCUACGCCAAAGCCUGCAGCCUGGUCGGCAAGACAGUCAAGGACUGGGGGACACCGACCAGCUGCUCCUCUGCCAAGGCCUUCUGUCAGGACAAGUUCUGCAGUGCUAAUGAGUUCUGUGCUGAAGAUACCAGUGGUGGAACCAGCUGCCUCUGUCGGCCCAUUUUUGCCUCCAAAUACAGAACGGCAAAAACUUUUGGCGAGCCGACCGUCUGCGAUAAAAACUCUGCUUCAGUCAGUCUGGCUGGUUGUCUCAUGGAGGAAAAGAACAUCGACUACUCUGUCUUACACCUCAACGACAAGACAUGCAAAGGUCAGCGGGACGAAAAGACCCACAUGGUGACAUUCAGCUUCAACAGCGACACCUGUGGGACAGUGCUCACGGCCGAAAACAAACAACUUAAGUUCAAGAACGCCAUCCUUGCUCAGGACAGCUCUAGCUCCAAGAUCACUCGCCAUGAUGAAGUGAAAAUCGACUUCUCCUGCUUCUACAACCAGCCGGACGUCGAAACCAUGUCCUUCAAAAUCAAAGACAGCUCUGUGACCCAGGAGAUUGUAUCUGGAGCUUGGGUAUACACUCUGACCAUGAAGGCCUACACUGACGCCAGCCGUACACAAGCUGUGUCAUCCAGCACUGAUAUCCUGCUGGAGCAGACCGUCUGGGUGGAGCUGAAGACGGUUGGGCUGGAUGACAAACUGGUCUCCGUGGUGACCGACUCCUGCUGGGCGACCAACGAGAAAUCAUCCACUGCGAAGCUGAAAUACGACCUGAUCGUGAAAGGCUGUCCCAGCUCUGCUGACAAGACGGUGAAAGUGGAGGGCAACGGACUGGGAACGUCCAACUACUUCUCCUUCAACAUGUUCCAGUUCUCUGGGAAGGAUGGUGACGUCUACCUGCACUGCAAACUCAACCUGUGUGUGAAGAAGGGCAACACCUGCACCCCGAGCUCCUGUGGCGGUAAGAGAAGACGCAGAUCUGCCAGGAAUAGAUAUGUGGAUGUAAACCCAGCCUUCAUCACCAUGGCCUGGAGUAAUUAG